GGUCGGAACGUCGCUGGCGUGUUUCAGGUUGGCCUUUCGUGAUGGCGGACCACAAUGACAUCAGUCUGCUGCCAGAGGAACGUGUUCGUGCUCUCACUAAAAAAGGAAGCUCAGUGGAGGUGAAUGACGAUGUUCCCCCACGCCGUUACUUCCGCUCAGGCAUGGAGAUGAUUCGUAUGGCUAAUGUUUACACUGAGGAGGGAAACAUCGAACACGCCUUUGUAUUGUACAAUAAAUACAUCACGCUCUUUAUAGAAAAACUCCCCAAGCAUCGGGAUUACAAGACUGCAAACAUUCCCGAGAAGAAGGACACACUAAAGAAACUUAAGGAUGUUGCAUUUCCUCAAGCAGAGAUUCUGAAAAAAGCUCUUUUGAGAAGAUUUGAGCAAGAGCAUGAACAGUAUCUUGUCAAGAAGAGGGUGGAGGAAGACGCCUUGGCACAGGAGCAGUCCCGACAGCAAGCGCUAGAUGCGGAGCGGGAACGUGUGGCCGAGAUGCAGCGACGGCAGCGGGAGCAGGAGCAGUUCAGUGCCUUUGAGGAGAUGAUCCGCCGCCAGGAGCUGGAGAAAGAACGCCAGCGAGUUCUUCUGGAGUUCUCCACACCCUCUGCGCCCUCCCCUGAUGCGCCUCUGAUUCCUGGCAUCCAGGGCCCACCUACUGUCUCACCCACUCUCCCACAGAGCCAUGGGGACUUGUCUGGCAUCACCAAUCAAUACAAUCGCCCCCCUUCUUCUAACAGCACACCUGCCACAGCUCCCCCUACCUUCGAUCGGGCGCUUAAACCUGGGUCUCUGGUCAGCCCUGGAAACAACAAUACAAUGGUGGAUGCCCUUCGGCAGUUGGCUGUUCCUGCUGAGCUGUGCCGAAGCUUUCUGAGGUUGGCCGAAGCCAACACAAUCCGAGCUGUAGAAACCUGUGGCAUCCUGUGUGGCAAACUGACCAGAAAUGCAUUUACUGUGACCCACGUCAUUAUACCAAAGCAGUGCGGAGGACCGGACUAUUGUGACACAGAAAACGAGGAGGAGCUCUUCCUCAUACAGGACCAGUACGAUCUCAUCACCCUGGGCUGGAUACACACUCAUCCCACACAAACAGCCUUCCUGUCCAGCGUGGACCUUCACACGCAUUGUUCCUAUCAGAUGAUGCUCCCAGAGGCCAUUGCUAUUGUUUGCUCGCCUAAGUUCAAUGAGAUCGGCUACUUCCGGUUGACGGAUCGAGGAACAGACGAGAUCUCCACAUGCAAACAAAAAGGCUUUCACCCUCACAGCAAAGAACCCCCUCUAUUUUCACACGCGGGACAUGUCACCAUCACCAACGACACUGUGUCCGUUAUGGAUUUGCGGUGAUUUUUUAUUUUUUUGCUUUUCCCCAGAACACUUAUAUGCUGUUUAAUAAAACUGCAGACUGGACAAACACUGAUUUUACAUUGAGGAAAGUACUGAGCAAACACUGAUCACAAGUUACACAUUUAUAUGAACUACGUUGUUCUCAGAGGGAACAAUGUUUUUGUGUGUUCUACAUGUUAUUGCACUUUCCAAGCAAACAACUGCUGUCCACCUAACGGACCGGCAGACCUCUGGCCCUACAGCCCCUCUCUGUCAAGUGUGCUACAUUCCCUUUGUGUUCAGCUGUUAUUUAUGUCGGCAGUAGUAGUAAUAAUAAUGUAACUUUGUGUUUCUUCACUUGUUAUUUGUCUCAUGUUGGUCCUGUCUGAUAGAUGAAGUGCCAAGGAGGAGAAUAUUCACUUGUUUUGAAGUUAUGCAUUGUGCAAGGUGAGCAGUGUGAAAUUCAUGAUGUUUUCUUCACCGUUAGUGCUGCGAGUGAUGAGAGAAAUGAAAGCUGCGACUCAGGUAUGCAGGCAGCGAUGCUGCUGCUGCUCUGUAUUAUAUUUUUUUACACACAGCCCAUCACUCCGCUCUCCGCACUCCGAUCCUUUACUGACAAAGGCUUUUGAUUGAAGUGUAAUUCUUGAAAAUGAUGGAUGCACCUUUUUCAAUUAAAUCUUUAUUCUUGGGGCGGGGGGUGGUAGUACCUGUACGGUUUCUCCAAGCUUGUGUGGAACAAGCGUUCUGAAUGUACGACCUCCUACACAUACAUAGCCACGGUUCAUAUCUCUACCCGUCUUACUUGCUCCCUUCUGUUUGUAGAGGAAACAAAUAAUUAGCCAUAUUUGUGAAAAAUAAAAUAAUUGAAUUAAAUGCCAAGAAAAAAUAAACCUGUUGUAGAUAUAUCUAG
Betta splendens (Siamese fighting fish) is the source of this 2235-nucleotide messenger RNA. RefSeq names its product STAM-binding protein-like A. NCBI's taxonomy places the organism in Eukaryota, Metazoa, Chordata, Actinopteri, Anabantiformes, Osphronemidae. The transcript is spliced from 10 exons. Gene Ontology annotation, cellular component: cleavage furrow; endosome. Gene Ontology annotation, molecular function: K63-linked deubiquitinase activity; metal-dependent deubiquitinase activity; protein binding. The record is from RefSeq and is a predicted model, not a curated record. The coding region runs from base 42 to 1346 and encodes 434 amino acids. Gene Ontology annotation, biological process: protein K63-linked deubiquitination.